AUGGAGGAGGACACCGAAGACGUCCUUGUCGUCGCAGAAAGCCCCAAUCGAAGCAAGAAAAGAAAGGCAAACAGUCCCUUGAGCCAAGUCAUUACACCGAAGAGAGUGAAGCAUCAGCAGUCCGUCUACGACGUCGAAAGCUCCGAUGACGACGUCGUUGUGCGCCGCCGAAGGCCCCAUGCGAAGUCAGCGAUUCUUCCACGGCGGCCAGCUACUACGCCCAUUACACCUCCUCAAAGCGGCGGAUACACAUCUACGAUCUUAAUUGACUCGGACAGCAACGAUCAGGAACCUCUCUUGGUGAGAAGACAUCGUGAUCGUUGUGUGAUCUUGAUCGACUCGGAUAGCGACGAUCAAGAACCGCUUUCGAUGGGAAGACGUCGAGUUCGUCGUCUUUUUGAACGCAAGGAAUCGCCCAAGCCUUUGCUAGAACGUCCGUCGCCACUCGAUCUCUCGCCCAUCCGUACCGUGGCGACUAUCGAGCCAGUCAAAGCGCCUAAGGAGAAACACAACUGUGUUGCGGCUCUCGAGGAGCUUUUUGACUCCGUCGAUAAAUCCCGUGGUCAGUUCACUAGCGAGGAGCGGGAGCUGGCAGAUAGACAACUCAGACAGAUGGGGAAGCGGAUGAGGAGAAUGAGCAAGAUGGCGAAGAGAAUGGAUAGAAGUCCCUAG
Colletotrichum phormii is the source of this 672-nucleotide messenger RNA. RefSeq lists its product as uncharacterized. The transcript has a single exon. Bases 1 to 672 code for a protein of 223 amino acids. NCBI's taxonomy places the organism in Eukaryota, Fungi, Ascomycota, Sordariomycetes, Glomerellales, Glomerellaceae. The record is from RefSeq and is a predicted model, not a curated record.